AUGUCGUCGCCGACCGCCGCGCCGGCGCCGACUACGCCCCCGGCGCCGCCGGCUAACGCCACCGCGCCGCCCCCGGCCACCCCGUCGGCGCCUCCCCCGGCGAUCCCCUCCCCCUCGCCGCCGGCCCCCGCCAACCCGCCCCCGGCCUCCGUCCCGCCGCCGGCAGCGCCCGCGGCCUCCCCUCCCGCGCCGUCCUCCACACCGGCCGCACCAUCUCCGUCACCCCCGGGCGCCCCUGCCACCCCUUCCCCGCCCUCGGACACGCCCUCGCCAGAAGGGAGGUCCCCGCCCUCGCCCGGGGGAAGAUCGCCGUCCACGCCAGGCCACAACAACCCGUCGCCGAAAUCGCCGCCUCAUUCCUCCGGUGGCGGUGGCGGUGGCUCUGGGGUGUCCACGUCGGUGGUCGUCGGCGUAGCCGUGGGUGGCUUCGUGCUGCUGCUGCUCGCUACCUUCGUGUGCCUCUGCUGCCUCCGGAAGAAGCGCCGCCGCCAGCCUCCACCCCUGCACUAUGGUUACCCGCCGCCUCCUCCUCCUCAUUAUGGAGCAACAUACCAGAAUUGGCAGAAUAAUGCUCCUCCUCCUCCACCUGAUCAUGUGGUUAAGAUGCACCCAUCACCUCCUCCAGCAUAUGCCAAUCGUCCUCCACAGGCACCACCGCCGCCUCCACCCCCUAUGAUAAACAGCAGCGGCGGGUCAGUUUCUAAUUACUCAGGUGGUGAGAUCCUGCCUCCACCAUCCCCUGGCACCGCCCUUGGCUUCUCGAACUCUAAGAGCACAUUCACUUAUGAUGAGCUGGUGAGGGCAACUGAUGGGUUCUCUGAUGCUAAUCUCCUCGGACAAGGUGGUUUCGGAUAUGUUCACAAAGGAGUGCUGCCUAAUGGCAAAGAGAUUGCUGUGAAGCAAUUGAAACUUGGGAGUGGCCAGGGAGAGCGUGAGUUCCAGGCGGAGGUUGAGAUUAUCAGCCGCGUUCAUCACAAGCAUCUUGUGUCUCUGGUUGGUUACUGCAUCUCUGGGGGGAAGAGGUUGCUUGUAUAUGAGUUUGUCACCAAUAACACAUUGGAAUUCCACUUACAUGGAAAAGGCCGUCCAACGUUGGAGUGGCCCAUAAGACUAAGGAUUGCCCUUGGUGCUGCUAAGGGUUUGGCAUACAUUCAUGAAGAUUGCCACCCGAAGAUCAUACAUCGUGAUAUAAAGUCAUCAAACAUUCUUCUUGAUUUUAAAUUCGAAGCUAAGGUUGCGGAUUUUGGUCUGGCAAAGUUCACCUCUGAUAACAACACACAUGUGUCAACAAGAGUAAUGGGCACUUUUGGGUAUCUAGCACCAGAAUAUGCGUCUUCUGGAAAGCUAACUGAGAAAUCAGAUGUCUUUUCCUUUGGAGUGAUGCUUCUUGAGCUGAUAACUGGGCGUCGGCCUGUUGAUUCGACCCAAACAUAUAUGGAUGACAGCUUGGUUGAUUGGGCAAGACCUUUACUGAUGCGAGCACUUGAGGAUGGUAACUAUGAUGAGUUAGUGGAUGCUCGUCUGGGAAAGGAUUUCAAUCCUAAUGAGAUUGCCAGAAUGAUAGCAUGUGCUGCUGCAUGUGUACGCCAUUCAGCACGUCGUCGCCCUCGAAUGAGUCAGGUUGUUCGGGCCUUAGAAGGUGACGUCUCUUUGGAGGAUCUUAACGAAGGUGUCCGGCCUGGUCAUAGCCGCUUUUUCGGAUCAUACAGCAGUUCUGACUAUGAUUCUGGGCAGUACAACGAGGACAUGAAGAAGUUCAAGAAGAUGGCCUUUACGACGAAUGACUACACGAGCAGCCAAUACAGUGCGCCGACAAGCGAGUAUGGUCAGAUACCAUCUGCAUCAAGCAGUGAGGGCCAACAAACUCAAGAAAUCGAGACAGGGACAAUGAAGAAAGGUGGCCACAGUGGCUACAGUUCAGGAUACAGCGGGCCGUCGUGA
Molecule: messenger RNA, 1941 nt
Organism: Triticum turgidum subsp. durum (durum wheat)
Lineage: Eukaryota; Viridiplantae; Streptophyta; Magnoliopsida; Poales; Poaceae
Source: the annotation of a GenBank genome assembly